Messenger RNA from Glarea lozoyensis ATCC 20868, 2010 nucleotides. RefSeq lists its product as uncharacterized. The transcript has a single exon. NCBI's taxonomy places the organism in Eukaryota, Fungi, Ascomycota, Leotiomycetes, Helotiales, Helotiaceae. Bases 1 to 2010 code for a protein of 669 amino acids. The record is from RefSeq and is a predicted model, not a curated record.
AUGGCUUCAUCUACACAGCAAGACGCGACGCCAUUGGUCCUAGGAUAUAGUGACAAACAUCCCUUCUCGAAAGUCAACAUCACAGAUAGGACGAGUGUGCAGGACCUCCUCAAAACGAUUCUAGAUCCGCUGAAACCGCAUUUCUCUCCGCUGAAAACUACGAUACGCGUCCCGGGCGGUACAGCAGUAAGAUUUGACAACAAAGCGGCAGAAAUCGAAGGGAUAUGUCGACCUAUGUGGGGCCUCGCAGGCCUGCUUGGAGGCGGAGGAGAAUAUGAGGGCACUUCGUGGUUUGUGGAGGGAUUGAAAACUGGUACGGAUCCGGAAAGUCCAGAGUUUUGGGGAUGGCCUAGGGAUAAUGAUCAACGAAUGGUGGAGAUGUGUCCAUUGGGAUUUACGCUCGCUGUGGCACCGGUAUUCUGGGAUUCGCUAUCCGAAAAGGAGCGUACGAAUGUCGAGAAUUGGUUGGGGAAUUCUAUAAAUGAAAAGAACAUGCCGAACACGAAUUGGCUUUGGUUCAGGGUUUUCGCAAAUUUGGGUUUGAAGAAGAAUGGGGGGAAGUACUCGGAAGAGAAGAUUCAGCAGGAUAUUAUACACCUAAAUGGAUUUUACCGUGGGGAGGGCUGGUCGAAUGAUGGCCCGCAAGGCAUAUGGCAGCAGGAUUAUUACAGUGGGAGUUUUGCUAUUCAAUUCCUCCAACUGCUGUAUGCUAAACUGGCCGGUGACGACGAUCCCGUCAAAGCAGCAGAAUUCAAGAAACGAGCUCAAGAUUAUGCAUUGGACUUUAUACAUUAUUUCGACGAGGAAGGUCGAGCAAUCCCAUUCGGUCGAAGUGUUGGUUAUCGAUUUGCAAUGGCAGGUUUUUGGGGUGCUCUUGCAUAUGCUGAUGUGGAAUUGCCAACACCACUCACUUGGGGAAUCGUCAAAGGACUGUUGCUAAGAAACUUUCGCUGGUGGCAGACGCAAGAUGAUAUCUGGAGUCCAACAGGUACUUUGACAAUUGGUUAUACCUUUCCCAACAUGUACAUGGCCGAAAACUACAACUCUCCUGGAAGCCCGAUGUGGGCUUGUCUAGCAUUCAUAUGUUUAGCAGUCCCUAAAGAUCAUCCUUUCUGGACAUCAGAAGAAGAGCCAUACCCAACUCACCUCGUGAAGGAAGCAAAACCAUUGAAGCAUCCAGGACACAUAAUCAGCUAUCUCGGUGGCCACCGUCUGUUACUCUCUUCUGGUCAGGCUUGCGGUUAUCCAAUGAAGGGAACGCACGCAAAAUAUGGAGCUUUUGCAUACAGCAGCGCCUAUGGAUAUUCAGUCCCAACAGGUUGCUUCACUUUGGAACAGUAUUCACUCGCCUCGCAACUCGGACUUUCCGACGAUGGUGGCGAGUUCUGGAAAACUCGGAGGCUGUGUGAGGAAGCUGUGAUCGAGACGUAUGAGGAGCUACCUGUGCUGAGGUCGAUCUGGAGACCCUUCCCCGACGUGAAGAUCAAAACCUAUCUAAUUCCUCCUGUCGUAUCAACACCAAAUUGGCAUCUGCGAGUUCACAAAAUUGAAGCGGGUCGGGAAGUCAUGACAGCUGACGGAUCGUUUGCGAUCUACAAUGAGAGAAAGCUCGAUCGUCGAUAUCUAGAACUCUACGACUCGAAAAUUUGCGAGGGAACGAUGCCAAAGAUCAUUGGCAACUAUGAUUUAAAUUCUCCCGAGGGUAGCUCGCCCGGUUCAGUCGGAUCAUUUGCAGUAUCCAAAGGUGCUGUGGGAAUUGUUGAUCUGGACGUGGAUAGCCCGCGUAUAGCAAUGCUUGUCAAUGCGGACCCAAAUUCCAACAUUGUGGAAGCUAGAACUGUCAUUCCAACAUUGCAGCACACGAUUAAGAAAGGGGAGACUGCUUGGUACAUCACUGGAAUCUAUGCUAAGCCAUCGAAAGAAGGAGUCGCCGCAUCCAGCUAUCUUGAUGGGUGGGAAAAGAAACCACUGAUUCCAGCUUGGUUGAAGAGCGAGAUACUCAAGACAUGA